AUGGCGAGAACGAGGUCCAAAGGCGGCGCAACCGCAUCGGCUGCCAAGUCCUCGAGCUCGGCCUCCACAACCUCCAGAUACACAUUGCCUGCUGCGAACGAAAACCCAGAAAAGCUGUUUGUGCUGCCAGAAAGGGCAUCGUCAGAAGCCCGCGUCGUCUCACUCCCGAACCCAAGGACUUCCAAGCCAGCGCGAUAUCUCGUGUGUCCAACAUCCGGCAUCUACGAGUUCACCAAGGUGUCCGCCCCGCGAACGAGCCCCAGGAGCUGGCUCCUUGAGGGAACCAGCACAGGCAAGGAUGGCGACAAGAAGACAACAGAGGCGCAAAUCACAAAGAGCGCCGAGCUCUACGUUGCCUCCUCCAUCGAUCCCGUGUUCCUCGUCCUCCCUGCUCUGGCGGCACAAGUGUCGACCAAGGCCGAUCCGCCCAAGCGCAUGUUCCUGUCCAGCGACGACCAUUUCGAGUCGCUCCCUCAAGAAGACUCUCACAUGUCAGAGAUACUGCGGUGGGAGGCGACGCGAAAGCUGCUGGAGGCCAGGAUGGCGGCUGCUUGCGACACCGUGGAGGCUGGGGACGAGUCGAUGUUCCGGUUGAACGAAGACAAACUCGUGGAGGUGGUCUUGGCCAAAGCCAAGCGAUUGAGCGAGGCUGGCUUGCCCAAGAGUCUGAGGGAGAAGUUUGUCACCAAGGCUCUGGAGGCCCCCGUCUCCAGCGUGAGGAGUACACAAGCCAAGCCGACACCAUCAGAACAAAGCAAUACCGAGAGCGGAGUCUCGACACCACAGAACGAGUCUGCUGAUUCACAAUCGUCCGUGUCCACGGUUGACACCGCCGCCAGCUCGAUAUCUGCAGCCUCCACGGCAGCAACUUCGGUCGCGGACGAGACCGAGGCGACGGCCAACGAAGUCACUACCGCCAUGCAAGCGUCACCCGAGAUCGUCAAUCUUCAGUCGCUCAAGAUCGCCUUCAACUUCAUCUGCUCUCGCUACGUCCCGCCGAUACUGGCGACGAUCCUGAAGGAGAAGCUGAGCAGCCAGAAGACCAUGGACAUGGCGCCCCUGGAAGAAUACACAACCAGGCUGGCUAAGCUGCGGCAAGAAGCCACGCUAGCACGUUCGGCGUCGGACUUCUCCAGGAAACGGAACCGCGACGAAGAGGAUGAAGAGCGUGCCGAGAAGCGGCGCAAGAAGGAAGAGGAGGAGAAGAGGAAGAAGGCCAACGAGAGCCGUGGUGUCAGAGACCUGAAAAAGGUCAAUGUGAGCGGCAUGAAGAAGAUGAGUGACUUCUUCAAAAAGAAGACAUGA
This is a messenger RNA of Thyridium curvatum, 1305 nucleotides long. RefSeq lists its product as uncharacterized. Gene Ontology annotation, biological process: ribonucleotide metabolic process; RNA catabolic process. Bases 1 to 1305 code for a protein of 434 amino acids. The record is from RefSeq and is a predicted model, not a curated record. Lineage: Eukaryota; Fungi; Ascomycota; Sordariomycetes; Thyridiales; Thyridiaceae. The transcript has a single exon. Gene Ontology annotation, cellular component: ribonuclease H2 complex; nucleoplasm.